Messenger RNA from Tinamus guttatus (white-throated tinamou), 699 nucleotides. NCBI's taxonomy places the organism in Eukaryota, Metazoa, Chordata, Aves, Tinamiformes, Tinamidae. The record is from RefSeq and is a predicted model, not a curated record.
GUACAGCAUGCGCUUCUGCCCCUUCGCGCAGAGAACCCGCCUCGUCCUGCACGCCAAGGGCAUCAGCCAUGAAGUAAUCAACAUCAAUCUCAAGAACAAACCUGACUGGUUCUUUGAGAAGAACCCCUUUGGGCUGGUUCCUGUUCUGGAGACCAGCAAGGGCCAGCUAAUCUAUGAGUCUCCAAUCACUUGUGAGUAUUUGGAUGAAGCCUUUCCAGGGAAGAAGCUGCUACCUUUGGACCCAUAUGAGCGAGCCUUGCAGAAGAUGCUCCUGGAACACUUCUCAAAGAUAAUACCUCUAGUCGUCAAGUACUACACUGCAGUCAGAGAUGGACAGGAUGCCUCGGCACUGAAAGCAGAGUUUGUUGAAAAGCUUAGCAAACUUGAAGAGACACUGUCUAAAUGCAACACUGUGUUUUUUGGUGGGGACUCCAUCUCCAUGUUUGACUACAUGGUCUGGCCCUGGUUUGAACGCCUCGAGGCAGUGCAGCUGCAGGACUCUUUGAGUCACAUGCCAAAGCUCCAGCGCUGGAUGGGAGCCAUGAGGGAGGACCCUGCUGUCAAGGCUACGAUGACUGAUACACAGACAUACAAAGGCUACCUUCAGCUCUAUGUGAAGAACAGCCCCGAGGCCUGUGAUUAUGGGCUUUGAGAUGCCCAUGGGCACAUACCACUGGAGGGGCAGUGCCUCUCUUCAGU